AUGAGCGACACGGAGAAGGCUGCGGCCUCCCAUACAUCAGACCAAGGCACGCAGGAUAUUCCGCGUGACCCUGACGCGCACCUCAGUGAAGAAGAGAGGCUUGAAGUCGAGCGAAAGUUAGUCAGGAGGCUCGACUGGAUCCUGAUUCCAUGGCUAUGCAUCCUUUACCUCUUAGCUUUCCUUGAUAGAACCAACAUUGGAAAUGCGAAAAUCGCCGGUUUGAACAAAGACCUGGGCCUGACGAGUUCCAUGUACAACUCGUCGCUCACAAUUUUCUUCGUCUCGUAUGCGGUGUUCGAGCCCUUGACGAACAUUCUGCUCAAGAAAUUGCGACCGUCAAUCUUCAUUCCCAUCAUCAUGAUUCUCUGGGGGGCAUCAAUGACGGGCAUGGGAUUCGUACACAACUGGAGUGGGUUGAUGGCCGCGCGCUGGUUCUUGGGCCUUACCGAGGCUGGGCUUUUCCCGGGCGUUAACUACUACCUAUCAUGUUGGUACAAGAGAUCAGAAUUUGGCAUCCGCGCUGCCAUCUUCUUCUCAGCUGCAGCCAUCUCGGGCUCAUUCGGUGGCGCCCUCGCAGCAGGCAUCGAGCAAAUGGCCGGCGUCGGCGGCCGCCCGGGCUGGGCAUGGAUCUUUAUCCUCGAAGGCCUCCUCACCGUGGUCUUCGGCGUCGCCUCCUUCUGGAUGGUCCACGACUUCCCCGACGAGGCUAAGUUCCUUUCCGACGACGAUCGGGCCCGCGUCAUCCGACGUCUAAAGAUGGACCAGCAGGCCUCUGCCAACCACGAGGAGUUCAAGAUGACGUUCUUCUGGCAGGCCGUCAAAGACUGGAAGAUGUGGCUGGGCAUGGUCAUCUACAUGGGCUGCGACAUGCCGCUUUACGCUUUUAGUCUGUUCUUGCCCACCAUCGUCAACGAACUUGGGUGGAAUACGAGUAUCGUACGAUCGCAGCUGAUGACGGUCCCGCCUUAUGCUGCGGCGGCGAUUUUCACCAUCUUUAUCGGAUAUGUGGCGGACAGGACGAAACAGCGUGGUCUAUGCAACAUUGGAGUCAGCCUCAUCGGCAUGGUAGGCUUCUGUAUGCUCAUCGCUACCGAGAGCGCCCAAGUCAAAUACGCAGGCACCUUUCUCGGAGCUCUCGGCAUCUACCCAUGCAUCGCCAACACCAUCACCUGGGUCGCCAACAACAAUGAGGGCGUCUACAAGCGCGGCGUGGUACUGGGCUUUGUGAUUGGAUGGGGGAACUUGAAUGGUAUCGUCAGCUCCAACAUUUACUUCCACGGCCCUCGGUUCCCAGAGGGUCAUGGCGUUGUGUUGGCGUACAUGUCCAUUUUCUUGUGUGGCGGCAGUGCUCUCAUGACCACUUUGCUCAGGAUCGAGAAUAAGAAGAGGAGGCAGGGGAAGAGAGAUCACUGGGUUGAGAAUAAAUCUGAGAAGGAGAUUGAGGCGCUCGGUGACAAGAGGCCAGACUUCCAGUACACCUUGUAA
Molecule: messenger RNA, 1485 nt
Organism: Colletotrichum paranaense
Lineage: Eukaryota; Fungi; Ascomycota; Sordariomycetes; Glomerellales; Glomerellaceae
Product: major facilitator superfamily transporter
Exons: 5
Coding region: 1-1485 (494 amino acids)
Biological process (GO): transmembrane transport
Cellular component (GO): membrane
Molecular function (GO): transmembrane transporter activity
Source: RefSeq, a predicted model, not a curated record